CACACACACACACACACAUUUGCCGUUCCUGCAGUAACGUUACAGGCGCGCGGCUCAGGCUGUUGUAGCUUCAUAUUGUUUAUAUUAGUUUGCUGGACCGUCGCCUGCAGCACGGAGUAACGGUCGCAGCAUCCUCGCGCAGGAGUUAAGCACGGAGCGUGAAGCGCAGGUUUGGCUCAGCAGAGGAUUUCGAGUGAAUCCAGCCGAUCGAGUGCAGGGGAGGACACGGCAGAGCCAUCACGAUGUGCAUUUGACAAAUACCCGGGGGCCAUACAGGCGUGCUGAUGAGGAUGACGAUGGUGAGUGAGCUCUUGCCGUAGUGUCUGAUGGUUUGGUAAUAAUGGACGUCCCCAAUGGCCAGCCCAGCGUCUCCACCUUCACGACCCCGGCCUCAGAGAGGAGCAGCAGUUCUGAGUCCCUCAGUGAGAAGGGCCCAUCAGAGCUCAAGAGCUUUGACGCGGUGGUCUUCGACGUGCUGAAGGUCACGCCAGAGGAAUAUGCAGGUCAGAUCACUCUUAUGGAUGCUCCGGUGUUCAAAGCCAUUCAACCUGAGGAGCUCUCUAGUUGUGGCUGGAACAAGAAGGAGAAGCACAGUUCAGCGCCGAACGCUGUGGCCUUCACACGACGCUUUAACCAGGUGAGUUUCUGGGUGGUGAGGGAGAUUCUUCAUGCUCAAACCCUGAAGAUCAGAGCAGAAGUUGUGAGCCUCUAUAUCAGAACAGCAAAGAAACUAUGUGACAUGAAUAAUCUCCAUGCUGUGAUGGCGGUAGUAUCUGCUUUACAGAGCGCCCCCAUCUUCAGGCUCUCCAAGACCUGGGCUCUUUUAAGUCGGAAGGACAAGGCCACGUUUGAGAGGCUGGAAUAUCUGAUGUCUAAAGAAGACAACUAUAAACGCUUGAGAGAUUUCAUCAGCAGCCAGAGCAUGACAUCCUGCAUCCCGUAUCUGGGUAUAUAUCUGUCCGAUCUGACCUACAUCGAUUCGGCGUAUCCCUCCACUGGCAGCAUUCUUGAAAACGAACAGCGUUCCAACCUCAUGAACAACAUUCUGAGAAUCAUCUCAGACCUGCAGAGAUCCUGUGAAUAUGAUAUCCCAGUAUUGCCGCAUGUCCAGAAGUAUCUCAACUCUGUUCGCUACAUUGAGGAGUUACAGAAGUUUGUGGAGGACGACAAUUAUAAGUUGUCCCUAAAGAUUGAGCCACCAGCUACCAGCACACCUCGCACCACUGCCUCUAGAGAAGACCUCACAGGUCCAGACACAUCUACGUCGCCGUUAUGUGGUCGUCGUGGUAAUGUUGCAGAGGGCGCCCUGCCUAAAGUCCCGCCAACGCCCCCCUCUCCCCGGAACCUCAUCACCUACGGACACAGGAAGUGCCACAGCCUUGGCUACAAUUUUAUCCACAAAACAAACACGGUGGAGUUUAAAAGCGCAACGUUCCCCAACGCCGGAUCCAGACAUCUGCUGGACGACAGUGUGCUGGAGAGUCACACACCCACACGAGGGCAGGCAGAGAGCUCAACGCUGUCUAGCGGCAUUUCACUGGGAAGCAGUGAAGGCUCGGAGCUCAGUGAGGAGAUGUCUUGGCCUGCCUUUGAGAGGACUCGAUUCUACCACUCUCUGGGCCCAGUCAGCAGAGUGGGCCGCAUCUCCUGCAGAGGAGCGCUCAGGUCCAGCAGCUCUGCUGAGUCAGAGGAGCUGGCGGUGCAUCUUUACCCAGGAGCCAUCACAGUUCAGGGGGUCUUACGCAGGAAAACAGUCCUCAAGGAAGGCAAGAAACCCACGGUGGCAGCGUGGACUAAGUAUUGGGUGGCUCUUUGUGGAACUCAGCUCUACUAUUACACUGCCAAGUCCCUCAAGGCCACAGAGAGGAAGCAUUUCAAGUCCACCGCCAGCAAAAGUGUUUCUGUUUUGGGCUUAAUGGCCAUGAUGGCAGACGACCCGGAGCAUCCCGACAUCUUCCUGCUGACCGACUCUGAGCACGGAAACUCAUAUAAGUUCCAGGCAGGGAACCGAAUGAACGCUCUGCUGUGGUUCAAACACUUGAGUGCAGCUUGUCAAAGCAACAGGCAACAGGUCCCAGCGAAUCUAAUGUCCUUCGAAUAAACGAGACCAUGCCGAAUCAAAGACAUGGAGAGUUGGUGAGCGGCUGGAUGACAGGAGAGCAGAAGAGUAUGAGGAACGCUGGGAAUGGAGGAGAGACCUGAGAUGAAUAAAAGAGCAAAUGACUCGUGUUUUUGUGUUGCGUUGGAGCUUUCCCACUGCCAUCACCCAGCCUGAACCCCACAGCAAACUCCUCGAGCACCACUGCCUUAACAAGCAGAGUGUGAGUGAAUGUGUGUGUGAAAGAGCAACGGUGUCCCCUCCACUGCUCUCACCUGGAAGGUCCUUUUACAUUUGAUUUACACUUCCUCCAUCAUUCAUCUGAUUCCCAGCAAAUGAGGAUCUUGGA
Messenger RNA from Rhinichthys klamathensis goyatoka, 2447 nucleotides. It is a transcript of the gene ralgps2, whose product is annotated as Ral GEF with PH domain and SH3 binding motif 2. The record is from RefSeq and is a predicted model, not a curated record. NCBI's taxonomy places the organism in Eukaryota, Metazoa, Chordata, Actinopteri, Cypriniformes, Leuciscidae. The coding region runs from base 341 to 2101 and encodes 586 amino acids. Gene Ontology annotation, molecular function: guanyl-nucleotide exchange factor activity. The transcript is spliced from 21 exons. Gene Ontology annotation, biological process: Ras protein signal transduction; positive regulation of GTPase activity. Gene Ontology annotation, cellular component: plasma membrane.